Messenger RNA from Trichoplusia ni (cabbage looper), 1432 nucleotides. RefSeq names its product probable H/ACA ribonucleoprotein complex subunit 1 (gene Gar1). Gene Ontology annotation, cellular component: box H/ACA snoRNP complex. The record is from RefSeq and is a predicted model, not a curated record. Lineage: Eukaryota; Metazoa; Arthropoda; Insecta; Lepidoptera; Noctuidae. The transcript has a single exon. Gene Ontology annotation, molecular function: box H/ACA snoRNA binding. Bases 104 to 805 code for a protein of 233 amino acids. Gene Ontology annotation, biological process: snoRNA guided rRNA pseudouridine synthesis; ribosome biogenesis.
ACUUUACCUGUGUUCUGUCAAACAAGCGUGCAUGGUGAUAACACGCACGCUUUGAGGUUAUAACUCAAUCACGCUGUAUUUUUCGGCAUUUAAUUUGUAAAUUAUGUCGUUCCGCGGUAGAGGAGGUGGUGGCGGUGGUCGAGGCGGAUAUGGCGGUGGUGGUGGAGGCGGAGGAAGAGGAUUUGGAGGUCGCGGAGGCGGUGGCGGCCGAGGCGGCUUCGGCGGACGCGGCGGCGGCCGUGGUGGAAGAGGUGGUGGUGGCGGUGGAUUCCGCCAACAAGACCAAGGACCUCCAGAGUCUGUGAUCCCUCUAGGACACUACGGAUGGACAGUACAGGACGACCUAAUCUGUAAAGUAGACAUUGAAGAUGUCCCAUACUUCAAUGCGCCCAUCUUCCUCGAAAAUAAAGAACAGAUCGGUAAAAUUGACGAGAUAUUCGGCAACUUACGUGAUUACUUCGUGUCAGUAAAAAUGGGAGAUAACUUCAAAGCGAAUAGUUUUAAAGAUGGCCAGCAGUUUUACAUCGACCCCGCGAAGUUAUUGCCACUGAAGAGGUUUUUGCCGCAGCCGCCUGGUGCUAAACGUGGUGGUGGUCGCGGUCGGGGCGGACCUCGCGGUGGUCGUGGCGGAGGCGGCGGCUUCGGCCGCGGAGGUGGUGGCGGCGGCCGAGGCGGAGGUUUCGGUCGAGGAGGCGGUGGGGGUCGCGGCGGCUUCGGGCGCGGCGGCGGCGGCGGCUACGGAGGCGGCGGCGGCGGCUUCAACAGAGGAGGUGGUGGCUUCAGAGGGGGACGCGGCGGCCGAUAACCCUCCAGUGAUGACUAGACAUUGGUUAAGUGAAUUUAGAUUUAAGCAGUUUGUGUAAUAUGUUGUUAAGUAUAAAAUGUGAGCUAGGAGUUGAACAUUGUUAUUAUAUUUGUAUGACUUGGUUGAAUAUCCUUGGAUAAUGUACAACUGAUGAACUGGAGCAUGGUAUUCAUGACCAUGUUAUAACCUUUUUGUAUGUAACAUAGACACAUUAUGUGCAAGGUAGACUUAAAAAGGAUGCAGGAAGUUCUUUUCAAAAGUAACACUUGAUAUAAUUGACGAAUUGAUGUAUACCAACUCUCAUGGGUACUGAAUUGUGGUCUGGGGAUUAUUAUGCAUCAUAUUUCAAGGAGGCAUUUUUAACAUUUAUUUCCUGUCCUGUAGCACGGUUCAGUACCCAGCCAGCCAUUGGACCACGAGUUAGUUCAAUGUUCCAUAUGGAAGGUUUAAAAAGUGCAACUAAAUUUAUGAAUUAAAAUCAUUAUUAUACUACAUAUAAAAUACCAGUUAUGACAAAAUUUCAUAUUUGUGACACAUUUUUGUACUUUACUCAUUAUCACAUAAACAUUAUGUUGUAAGGACCUAAUGAAAAACAUUGUUAAGAAAUAAUAUAGCUAUAUUUUAAGA